AUGAACUACCAGAUUCACCGCCCAUGUAAUAUCAACGUCCUCCCAGUUGAAAUACUAUCCUACAUAUUCACGCUGGCUACCCAUGAUGCCGUGUCCACCAACAAUGAUUACAAACGAAGAUAUCAGGUUCCUUUCAGUCCCGAAAGUGUCACAAUGCCAACUGUACUCGCGUCUGUACAUCGCCACUGGAGAAAUGUUGCACUUUCCACCUCGACGCUAUGGACAAGCCUCGUAAUGAGUCUUGGGCAGGUUGUUCGUGUCCAAGUUGGACCAGAUGCAAGUGACGAACGCGCAUAUACUACUUUCCUUGAUGUGCAGCGCUUGGCCACUCAUAUCGCGCGGUCACGAAACUCUUCGGUGGACGUUCUUAUCGACACUCGAGAUCCAGAAUGGGACUUUGAAGAUGAUGAGGAAGAAUGCUCAACUCACAAUGCAACAUGCUUCCCAUAUGCCACCAUCAUCCCUCAGAUCCUCGCCCUUCUGUUCCCCCAGAUGUACAGGUGGCGUUCGCUGACAAUCCUCAGUGAUACGUGGGCACCUCUUCGUGUCGCUCUUGAAUGUCUUAGUGUGCCCACCAUGACAAAGGGCUCGGGUGCUCCGCGCCUUGAAACUCUGAUGCUCAUGCGAUGCAACGAGUUCUUAGGUCACUUGGACACCUUUUCUCCACGCACUCAACAUACUUUCAGCGGGAUACCAUUUGCCGCUUUGACAGGCGCGCCUCACCAUGAUCUCUCUGCACAAUCACAAUCACAUCCCCUUCCGAAGCUGCGAAACCUAACUCUUGUCGGUGUUCACCUGAACUGGACGCAGUUUUCUCAUUAUACUCUUGGCGCAGGCUUCAGUGAGACACUCUCAUGCAUUCAAUCAUUGGAGCUUUCGCAGCACUGCCGUGAAGUCAGGCCGACAGUUGAUGAGUUUACAGGAAUUCUGAGGGCUUGUCCUUUCCUGCGAAAACUCGUGAUCAGGGUCUCUGGGCCGAGGUUUGAUGCAGGUGUGCAACACAGUGAUCUUCCAGUAUCACUUCCCCUGCUUGAAGAGAUUCACUUGGGGUAUACCAAUGCCAACGAUGCUGCCAUGCUUCUCAGUCAUAUCCAUGCCCCUAACCUCAUCUCACUUUCCAUCGAAGAUGCCAAUCAAAUUACCAGUCCUGAUGUCGAGGACUCUGGCCCUCUCCUAGCUUAUCUCGCAACCGGCUUUCUUGAUCUGUGGGACGUCUCCACGGAACCUGGCUCGAAUCAUGGACUGUACAACUACUAUUUAGCCACGUCCAAAGAUUCCGUCGCCAAGACGGUCAAGACGCCGUUCCCACACCUUGAGCGAUUGUCGCUCAAUAGCGUUGCUGCAUGCAUGAUCCCGUUCAGUCUCCUGAUGGCCGUCGUCCCGAAACUCUGUCACCUGUCGCUAUCUCGCACCCCAAAUGCGCUCGUAGCUCUGUUACCCACCCAGACUCCUUUUGCGGACGCCUGUACGCGCACCAUACCUUGCCGUGCUCUCAAGUCCAUAGAAAUGUUUUGCACUGAAGAACAGACAAAAAGCGUUCUCGAUUUUGUGGUGAGGGAACGCGAGCAGAGCGGUGCGCCACGUGUGUGUAACAUCGACAUACACCUUGAAGUAUGCUCCGCGGAUGCCGGUGAAGAGAUCGGAGGGUAUCAAAUUAUUGAAGACGACAUGGUUAGGAACCAGACUACAUAUGGGGAGUGGGUACCAGACGAGCAAUAUCCAUUUGCGCCUGGUGGUGUCUUCAAUGAUCCCGAUUUUGACGAAGCAUAUCGUUAUCUAUCGUAA
This is a messenger RNA of Suillus bovinus, 1785 nucleotides long. RefSeq lists its product as uncharacterized. Lineage: Eukaryota; Fungi; Basidiomycota; Agaricomycetes; Boletales; Suillaceae. The coding region runs from base 1 to 1785 and encodes 594 amino acids. The record is from RefSeq and is a predicted model, not a curated record. The transcript has 2 exons.